Messenger RNA from Colossoma macropomum (tambaqui), 1196 nucleotides. RefSeq names its product cathepsin L1-like. Bases 41 to 1045 code for a protein of 334 amino acids. Gene Ontology annotation, biological process: immune response. The transcript has 9 exons. The record is from RefSeq and is a predicted model, not a curated record. Gene Ontology annotation, cellular component: lysosome. Lineage: Eukaryota; Metazoa; Chordata; Actinopteri; Characiformes; Serrasalmidae. Gene Ontology annotation, molecular function: cysteine-type endopeptidase activity.
CACACACAGAGCUUCAGAGCUGCAGAACAUCACACACAGAAUGAGGGUUUUGCUUGCUAUCGCCACUCUUGUGGUUGUGGCUGGUGCAGCAAGUGUCUCUCUGGAGGAUCUGGAGUUCCAUGCCUGGAAACUUAAGUUUGGUAAGAGUUAUGGUUCAGUGGAAGAAGAGUCUCAGCGUAAGAUGAAAUGGCUGGACAAUCGUAAACUGGUCCUGGAGCACAACAUGCUGGCUGACCAGGGCAUCAAAAGCUACAGACUCGGCAUGAACCACUUUGCAGACAUGAGCGACCAAGAAUAUGAGGCCAUGUUCAAGGGCUGCCUGAUAUCCUUCAACACGACUAAGACUCGCAGUGCAACUCCAUUCCUCCCACAGGCGAGUGGUGCUUCUCUGCCCGUCGCUCAGGACUGGAGGAGCAAGGGCUACGUGACUGGUGUUAAAAACCAAAUGGAGUGUGGAUCCUGCUGGGCCUUCAGUGCGACAGGGGCACUAGAGGCUCAGAUGUUCAAGAAGACAAAGACACUGGUGUCCCUCAGUGAGCAGCAGCUGGUCGACUGCUCUUUUGAAAAUGGAAACAAUGGCUGUGAAGGUGGAAGUGUAGAUUUCGCCUUUAUGUACAUAAAGAAAGUUGGAGGCCUGCAGACAGAGGAGUCCUAUUCUUAUGAGAACGAGGAAGGGACUUGCAGAUAUAAUCAACAAAACGCUGUUGCUACCUGCAGCGGCUUCGAAACAGUGCCCGAAGGGGAUGAGAAUGCUCUGCAGUCUGCAGUGGCCGCAAUCGGACCUGUUUCUGUAGACAUAGACACCAGACGUCGCACAUUCAAACUUUAUCAGUCAGGUGUGUAUGAUGAACAAUACUGCAGCGAUACUAUUCUGGAUCACGCUGUCCUGGUUGUUGGUUAUGACCGCAGCACCAGUGGACAGGACUACUGGCUGGUCAAGAACAGCUGGGGUGUUAACUGGGGUGAAAACGGCUACAUCAAGAUGUCCAGGAACAAGAAAAAUCAGUGUGGUAUCGCCACAAAUGCUGUCUACCCGUUGGUAUAAAGAUGGGAGAAUAACAGAGCCCUAAUGAGUAUCUUACAUCUGAGCAGCGGCUAUGUGACAUCAACACAUGAUGAACUCAUGCCAGACUUACAGUAGUUCUUUAAAAACUGUCUACAGUUGCUGAAUUUCUUUUUCUUUUUUUCCAUUUAUU